AUACGGAGGAGAACCAAAAAAGCGUAGGCUAUUGAAGCACAGCACAGCCAUGAAAAGGAGUUCAGCUGAUGCUUCAAGCCGCAGCACAGCAGGUUGUUUGCCUGUGCCUCUCUUCAACCAGAAAAAGAGACCCAGGCAGCCCCUCACCUCAAAUCCCCUUAAGAACGAGCCGGCUUCCAGUUCUGUGACUCAUGACUUUUCUUCCUCAUCACUGGGCUGGGGAGCUGCAAACCCAGAAGUCGAUGAGCUACAGAAAGCAGCAGACAAUGGAGCAGAUGAUCACAUGGCUCCUUCCCCUGUGAAAUCACCCAAUGCACUAAGGCCUAAUUUAGUCAAAGCUGGAAGAAACUUGUAUGACCACAGGGCAGAAGAGAAGACUCCCAGUACUAAAAUUUGGAACAGAAAUGAGUGCACCCCUGCAAGUAACAGAACAGGUUCAAUAUCUGGUAGUGGAACUACUCAAAAGUUUGAGAACCGUUCAAAUAAUUGGAAACCUGUUCAGCAGCAGAAAGUACCUGAUAGCUCCAAUUCAUCUCAGCACAUCAAAACAACAGAAACCAGCCAAACGCGUUCCACUAAAGGACAGUGGCCAGUGAAACCUAACACUGCGUCAGGAAAUCUGCAGGAUUAUGGUCUGCCAUAUAAAUUGAACUGCAAUAGUCAGCAAAAUAGCACGAAUGAAAAGCAAUUUGAUUGCGUUCCAGAAGCCAAAAGUCAGGAUGUUUCUUCAUUUCAAUUAAAGCUUAAAGAAAAAAGGAAUUCUUUGCGAAUCGUAUCUGCAGUCAUUGAAAGCAUGAAGCACUGGAGCCAAUACACUUACAAAACUCCAAUAUUAUUUGAAGUUUUAGGCACCCUUGAUUCUGCAGUCACAUCUGGAGCGUACGGAGCCAAGAAUUUUCUUUUGAGAGAUGGAAAGGAGAGCCUGCCGUGUGUUUUUUAUGAAAUUGAUCGCGAGCUUCCAAGACUCAUUAGAGGCCGUGUGCUCAGAUGCAUGGGAAACUAUGACACAAAAAAGAACAUUUUCAAGUGUGUCUCUGUAAGACCAGCAACUGUUCCAGAACAAAACACUUUUCAAGAAUUUGUUAAAAUUGCAGAUGUUGAGAUGACAGCCUACGUAAAAACAAUGAAUGAAAUUUAAAUGUAAAGGUUGUAUAAAAUUCAUUCACUCAAACUAAUGCUGAAAAAUGUGACUAAAUAAUUGAAAAUAUACUCUGUUAUCAACAAAUGCUAAGGACAGCAUUUUGUUUCCACUAUUACUCUCACAGUGUAUUUUCUCUGGCUAUCUGUGCGAUAACAGCAUUUGUUAUGUAGUUCAUUGGAUUUUACUGGAGAAAUUCUGAAUUAAAAUGUUGAAGUUGUUUAUAUGAACGUAACUUAUUUAUAUGAACUGUUCCUGCUUAACUAGAGUGAGGCAAAUUCUAUUUUUUUGGAAUGGACUGUUCAAUGAGUUUUAUUUAAAAACAAACAAAAAAAUCCAUGGAUCAGUGAGAACUGCAGGGAGUGCCCCACUCGUAUCCCUUUUGUCUGUUACCCCAGUGUAUGCAUCCUUAACAGCAGACCAGGCUGAUUAGUGGCCUCUUAUCUCUCCCAGUCACUGAAGAAAAGACUUAAUAGUGAAACUUCCUUCCAUUGAGGCACGAGGAGGAGAAAUGAGGCUGAGCCACAGGUGGCUAACGAGAAUGAAAACAGUGCCUCCUUUUUAGAGAUGGCCUAAGCCUGAGGAAUUCUCAAACAUGUUUUGAGCAUCCCUAAGGGGAUCAAACCCUUCUCUUACCUUCUCGCCUCCAUGCCACACUGCCUAUACGUGCUACCUACUGUACAUUUUAUUUUCCCCUUUUGGUGUGGUGGGUUUUUGUUUGUUUCUAUGCCCACAAGCAAUCAGUUUAGACCUUUACAAACAAUUUGCUGAGAGUGAAAUUUUAUGUUUCUGAUUUCUGUAAUACUUGGCCACACAAAUUUGACUUUGACAGUAGUUCAGGUGUCUCAGAAAAAGGAUACUGUCAAAACUAAUUCACACUGCCAUUGCUUCUUACCUUCAGCUAUUAGAAAUACCUUCAGUACCUGUUUCAGAAUGUUGACUGUGGUGAGUGUUUGGUCAAAGUUCAGUAGUGAUCAAACAUCAACAAAGUUCUUUGUGUGAUUUCAUUAAAAUUGCUCUCUGCUAGAAAGUAAGAUGGUGUAUCCUGCUUCAGUUUCCUUUGAAUAGCAACAGCAUGUGUAAGAGCUCUUCCAGAAAGGCACAUAACAGGCACUGCAGAAGGAUUUCACAGGAUACAGCUGUACACAGUAGGUAUUCACGUGGUUCCCUUUGCUACACCACUAGUUGUACUCCUCUUUAAAAACAGCGGAUCAUUAAGACACUUGUUUAAAAGAGCAGCAUGCCCUGUAGCUGUGGGAACGUUGUUUAAGGACACGCAGGAAGUUGGAAAAUAAUUACUUGAGCACAGAACUUCCUUGCCUUUGCCAUAGGAACAUCCUGUGAGGGACGGUCCACAUGCAUGUUUGUGUCUUUGCCUUCAAACAUCUACUCUCACACUUAUUCCUGUUGUUUCUAUUUCCUUCUCCCCUUACUUCAACACCUUGUACCAAAUUUGUUGGAAUUUUUUUUUUUAAUAAAAAAAGAGAGAGAUGUUAAGAAAACAGUGAACAGUGAUUUUUUUUUUUUUUUCAAAUUUUUUUAUUAUACAGUGUUGGCAAUUGGAAAUUUCACAUUUAAAAUAAUUGAAGUAUUGUAUCCAACAAGUCAAAUACAGAAAACAGUUAAUAUUCUAAAAAGGAGCCAGCUAGUCAAUGCAGAAACACAUUAAUGGAAAAUACAGCUUUUAGUUACACUUAGAAAAUUAUAUAUUUAGAAUAAAACUUGAACCUGAUCCCAUAAAUUGUUUGACUUUUAACAAGAAAAUGCUUUACACAGUUCAACUCGCAGACAGUCUUUAUUUUAAAAAGUGAUCUGUCAGUGUUAGCAUAUGGAUUGUUAGCAACACCCUACUGAAGCUGUCAGUUAAGGAGCUAAAGCAUAUGCUUUCCUAACUGUGCUAAGAAUCCCUUGCCUUAUCUCUGUCUUCUGUGCUAAGCUGGUUCUGAGCAUGGAUGUUUCAAGGAAAGUUUUGCCUGUCCAGUUGUAGGGGUCCUGUACUUAUGCUUCAUUUCCUUAAUGUAUGGUAAAACAACAAAAUUUCCAAAUGGAGGCAGUAGUUGGGUUCAUGGAAGGAAACAGAGCCUGACAGCGCUCACAACAAAAAAGGCUGAGUUUAAAGAAGUAAAAGAUUUGGUACAGCAGCGUUGUGAAUUGUAGAACUCCAUUAAAACAGUACGUUGAAAUUAUGAGGGAGGUUUGAGCUGUGGGGCCAGAAUUGCAAGAGAGCGUGUGUGUGUGUGUGUGUGUGUGUGUGUGUGUGUGUGUGUGUGUGUGUGUGUUCAACACCACACA
This is a messenger RNA of Tympanuchus pallidicinctus (lesser prairie-chicken), 3430 nucleotides long. It is a transcript of the gene SPATA22, whose product is annotated as spermatogenesis associated 22. The record is from RefSeq and is a predicted model, not a curated record. The transcript is spliced from 8 exons. Gene Ontology annotation, biological process: homologous chromosome pairing at meiosis; regulation of meiotic cell cycle; gamete generation. Bases 50 to 1138 code for a protein of 362 amino acids. NCBI's taxonomy places the organism in Eukaryota, Metazoa, Chordata, Aves, Galliformes, Phasianidae.